AGAUUUGUGUUCAGAGUUAACGUUCUGUCAGAGUGAAGAGAGAGUGUUGGUGUGAGAGUGAAGAGUGAGACACAUUCGAGACGCUCCACUGAGCAGACGAGUGACGACGAUGUGGGUGAAGCCUAACAGGACGUCGCCGUGUUCCUCUGUGGAGGUCCUGCUGAGCACAGUGACCACUGUGCUGUUUGCUGUGUGUGUUGGACUCGUCAUCGUGUCCUGGUUAACGCUCCAUCCAGGAAAUGGAGGACAAACAGGAAGCAGCAGUUCGAGGUUUAGUGGAACGCUGACCAUCUCAGAGGGAGCAACUUUCACUGAGGAGCUGAGGAACAGGAGCAACAUGCACUUUAAAGCUCUGGCCUUCGAUACAGAGCUUCUGAUUACAGAAGCCUUUACGCUCAGCUCCUUAAAAGCUCAGUUCAGGAGCUGCAGAGUGAAUGAAUUCAGUCCAGGCAGCGUGAUUGUACACUUCACCUUGCUGUUCAUGGACAUUGUGGAAAUGACAGAGGUGCAGGAGCAGUUCAUCUCUGCUUUACAGAAUAUUCCAGAUGCAGCACUUGUCAUAAACAGCAGCAGUGUUUACAUCACAGACAUUUCCACCACGCAGGUUCCUCCUACAACUGCACCUGAACCAGUAAAAUGUCCCGAUGGACAUAAAUUGUGCAGAGAUGAUGUGACAUGUGUUCCUAUAAACCACUUCUGUGACGGAGAACCAAACUGCCCUGAUGCUUCAGACGAGUCUCACAGCACUUGUGCGACUGUGUGUGAUGGACAGUUCCUCUUGCUGGGGCCGAGUGGAUUUUUCCACAGUAAGAAUUUCCCCCUGGAUUAUGACAGUGAUACAGUCUGUCGCUGGAUCAUACGCGUUAAUGAAGGACUGAACAUUCAGAUGGACUUGGGGACGUUUGAUACGGAAGAGGAAAUCGAUCUUCUGAAUCUGUACGAGGGAAUCGGUGAUGCUAAAUCACUGACGUACUCGCUGUCAGGUUCGUCUCCUGGAGUUCUUUGGAUUUUUUCCCAUGAGGCCACAGUGGAGUUCACGUCCAAUUUUAUCAACAACCGGCGAGGCUUCAACGGCACGUAUCGAGCGGAGAACCUCACACAGCUCAGCAAUGAGGUGAAGAUUAACUGCUCGUUUGAGAACGGAUUCUGUUUCUGGAGACACGAUGCUGAUGAUGAUGGAGACUGGAUGAGGAAGAAAGGACCUUCUGUUCCAGGUCUGACCGGGCCGAGCUUCGACCACACCUUCGCUAACCAGUCUGGGUAUUACAUCAUAACUCAGAUGAAUCCAAGGAACUCGGAGGAGAUCUUCCGUGUCCGAAGCCUCCCACUGGCUCCCACAACAGAGCCGACGUGUCUGAGAUUCUGGUAUCACAUGUACGGUGAGGACGUCUGGCGUCUGACAGUAAACACAGAGAGAGACUCCAUCCUCACGCUCCUCUUCCAGAAAGAGGGAAAUUAUGGAAACAACUGGAAUUACGGACAAAUAACCGUAAACAACACGACAGAUCAAACGAUUGUAUUUGAAGCACGUAGGAGAGGAGGCUUGAGGAGCAAUAUUGCUCUGGAUGACCUCAGCCUGACAUCAGGGCCGUGUGGACCUUCAGUUCCAGAUCCCACUCCAGUCCCGCUCCCGUCCACACCUCCUCCGGUGCCGGCUGACUGUGGAGGUCCUUUCGACCUUUACGAAUCAAACUCGACCUUCAGCUCACCAAAUUAUCCUCAUGGCUACAGACACAAUGCAUCAUGUGUGUGGAUUUUACACGCUAAACCAGGACAAAAUAUCCAGCUGCAUUUCCUAGACUUCUCUUUAGAGGCAGCGUUUGAUGUGCUGGAGGUUCGUGACGGAGUCGAGCCACAUUCCACUUUACUGAGUGUGUUAACGGGCGUGCGUGAGUUUCCUGACCUCUUCUCCACGACCUCGGAGAUGACGCUGAUGUUCUUCUCUGAUUCUUCUGGAAGCUCUCGUGGAUUUCAGGCUAACUUCAGCACGGGCUUUAACCUCGGUCAGCCAGCGGCGUGUCAGGAGGAUGAGUACCGCUGCAGGUCUGGAGUGUGUGUGUCUGCGGUCAGUGUGUGUGACGGCGUCAGGAACUGCCCUGAUGCUUCAGAUGAAACACACUGCGUGAGUGUAGCAGCUUCUCAGGUUCCUGGAGCUCCUCGUUUGAUGAUUGAGGUUCAGAAGCUCCUCUACACGGCCUGCUCCUCCCUCUGGAGCUCAAACUGCUCACUCUACUUUUGCAGAUAUUUAGGCUACAGAUCAGGAGACGCUUCGUUGGUGUCUGCUGUGGGUGAAGAUGCUCCGUUCGCCAUCGUGACUCAGGCUGCUGACGGCUCAGUCACCAUUAAACCCAGUGAAACUUGUCCCAGUGAGAAGGUCGUUUCGCUCCACUGUGAUAAUCAGCCGUGUGGAAGACGGAAGGUGAUAAUGAGCCCGGAGUCUGAGGUCAGAGAGUCGAGAGCGGAGAUGGAGAAGGAAUCCAGUGAAGGUGUGGAUGGGAGGAUUGUAGGAGGAGAGGACGCAGUGAAGGGGGCGUGGCCAUGGAUCGCCUCAUUACGCUGGACAGGACGAAUCGUCUGCGGAGCUACAUUAAUCGACUCGCAGUGGCUGGUUACGGCUGCGCACUGCGUUUACGGGAAGAACAUUCACUUGUCCAACUGGAACGUGAUUUUGGGUCUUCAUGCUCAGUACGAGUCCAACACUUCAGACAGACAGCAUCAUCAAAUCCAGCAGAUUAUCAUGAACCACAACUACAACAGAAGAACUAAAGACUCAGACAUCGCACUCAUACACCUACAGAACAAAGUCAGCUUCACAGACUACAUCCAGCCGAUUUGCCUCCCUGAUUCCCAUCAGCAGUUUGCAGCAGGAAGAAAGUGUGUGAUCGCAGGCUGGGGGAGAUUAAGUGAGGGAGGUACUGUAGCUGAUGUAUUACAACAGGCUGUGGUCCCCCUCAUUAAUAACAGUGUUUGUCAAGAGAGACUUCCUGAGUACAACAUCACUGGACGGAUGAUGUGUGCGGGAUACCCUGAGGGAGGAAUCGACACCUGCCAGGGCGACUCUGGAGGGCCGUUGGUUUGCGAGGAGGAGGACGGGUCCUGGGUUUUGGCGGGUGUGACGUCGUUCGGCGUGGGCUGUGCUCGACCUGGACGUCCCGGAGUUUAUGCUCUACUCACACACUUCACAGACUGGAUACUGGAGACUCGACGCCUGUACGCACACUGGGACGGAGUGAGAUGAGGACGUAGGCAGGGACACUGUAAAUAUCACUGAGUUUUAAAUAACAUAGUUUUAUUUUUCAGCUGUAUUUCACCUGGUAUUCAAAGUAAUGCUCAAAUCUGGUGUGUACAGGAGUGUGUUCUCUGUUCAUUAACACAUUAUAGAACCAAACGCUGCUCUGAUCAGAUGAUUGCUAUUUUAUUAGUUAGGUUUGUAGUCAAAUGGAUGUAAAUAAAAGGGUUUUCAACA
Tachysurus vachellii is the source of this 3466-nucleotide messenger RNA. RefSeq names its product transmembrane serine protease 15 (gene tmprss15). Gene Ontology annotation, molecular function: serine-type endopeptidase activity; protein binding. The record is from RefSeq and is a predicted model, not a curated record. The transcript is spliced from 25 exons. Gene Ontology annotation, cellular component: membrane. The coding region runs from base 110 to 3238 and encodes 1042 amino acids. Gene Ontology annotation, biological process: proteolysis. Lineage: Eukaryota; Metazoa; Chordata; Actinopteri; Siluriformes; Bagridae.